Adineta steineri is the source of this 1224-nucleotide messenger RNA. NCBI's taxonomy places the organism in Eukaryota, Metazoa, Rotifera, Eurotatoria, Adinetida, Adinetidae. The record is from the annotation of a GenBank genome assembly.
AUGACAAAUACGAUUUUUACAGAAGUGAAACAAAAUUAUUUUCCAUCAGGUCGAAAAGAAGUAAUAUUUAUGAAAACUUGUGAUGAUGAAGAUAAUUGUCAAACAAAUCCUAUUCAAGUUAAUAUACGUCUCGUGUUUUUACGAAUAGGUGAAAUUGAUACAUUAAAUGAAAAAUAUCAAGCCCAAAUAGCUAUUGAAUCACGUUGGUCAAUUGAAUUAGAUAAAAUUUCAUCGAAUUUAUCAUCGGAUGAAUUAAAUCGUUUACUUCAUGGAAAAUCGAUUUCACUUAUGAAAUAUGCUGAAACAAAUUGGCAUCCACAAUUAUAUGUUGAAAAUGCUUUGGGUGAUUUAAAAGAACAAAUAAGAUAUAGUGCAAAAAAAUCAAAAAUUGAUUCUCAGGUUUAUAUUUGUGAACAUCGUGAUGUUAAAGGUUUGUUUUGGGAGAAACUUGAAUUACAUCAUUUUCCAUCUGAUGUACAAGAUUUAUCUAUAUCAAUUGGAUCCAUGUUUUAUAAUGAUAAAGUUAUAUUAAUAGCUGAUCCAUAUUAUUCAAGUGGUGUUAAUCGUGAAGCAUUUAUUGAUCAACAAGAAUGGUCUUUAUAUGAACAUGUUGAUACACAACAAAGAUAUAUUAAAGAAUUUCUUUUUCGAGAUGGUCAUGAUGAAGAAGAAACAGAAUUUAAUUUAACUGAGGAAAGAAAACGUUCAUUUCUAACAAUUUCAUGUCAUGCAGCACGACGUUCAGAAUAUUUUUAUUGGAAUGGUUAUUGUCUUGUAUGUCUAAUAACAAUAUGUGCUUUUUGUACAUUUUCUAUUCCACCAAAUCUUCCACAAAGUCGUCUUCAAAUAACAGUUACUCUUCUUUUAACAUCUGUCACUUUUCGUUGGACUGUUAAUCGAUCUUUACCAACUAUAUCCUAUUUAACAACAUUAGAUAAAUAUGCGAUUGCAUCAAUAUUUAUUCUCACUAUAUUAUGUAUAUGGCAUGCAAUUAUUGGUACUAUAGUAUUUAUUUAUACAAAUGAAGUCAAAAUUGAUACAGAUAAUUUUUAUGUUUGGGUUGAUCGAUGUUCACUUUUAAUAUUUUUAAUUUUAUUUAUUUUUAUGCAUUUAUGUAUGAUAAUAUGGCUUUAUCGAAUUCCAUAUGGACAUCGAAGACAAAUGAAAAAAAUGGAUAUAGAAUAUCAAAAACAACUAAAAUUACAAACAAUAUUAACAAAAUAA